This is a messenger RNA of Psilocybe cubensis, 1050 nucleotides long. RefSeq lists its product as uncharacterized. The transcript is spliced from 9 exons. Gene Ontology annotation, cellular component: chromatin; nucleolus. The record is from RefSeq and is a predicted model, not a curated record. Gene Ontology annotation, molecular function: peptidyl-prolyl cis-trans isomerase activity; macrolide binding. Lineage: Eukaryota; Fungi; Basidiomycota; Agaricomycetes; Agaricales; Agrocybaceae. Bases 1 to 1050 code for a protein of 349 amino acids.
AUGUCUGUUGUUCUUGGUUUAUGGCACUUGACCCUCGAAGGAGGAAAAGAAAAAACCUUCCAAACUCCUGCCAAUGUUCAGAUCACGAACGCCGCUUUCGGCGAAGAAAUUGCUGAAGAGACCAGAACUGUUGUAAAACUUACCUUCGACACCCUCAAUACAUCUUUUGAAAGCGAUGAUGAGGAUGAGGAGGAGGAGAAGCCUAGCGACACCACUACCACCGUUUUGUGCUCCUUGAUUCCCGGAAAGGUAGAGCAAGCGAAUAUCAACUUGACUCUGGACAGUGAGGGGGUCUACACUUUCCAAGCCACAGGAAAGAACACUGUCUACCUUACUGGCAACUACAUCAGGCAACUUGGUGACGAUGAAGAACCGUCUGACGAUGAAGAUUUCUCAGACGAGGAGGGGUAUGAUUUGCGCGACGUCAGCUCCGAUGUUGAGAUGCACCCAGAUGAUCUCGAGGACCUUGAGAGUGAUGCUAGCCGAUUCGAAGAAGUUGUUGAGGAGCCUGUCAAAGCUUCCAAGCGCCCUCGUGAUUCGGACGCCAAGGAGCCUGAAGCCUCCAAGAAGGCAAGCAAAAAGCUGAAGGCUGAAGGAGGAAAAGCUGUUGAGGCUGAAGCCCCAAAGGAGGAAAAGAAGGAGAAAAAACAAAAGGAGAAAAAGGAGAAAAAGGACGAGAAACCUACGGAGGUGAAGGAGAAAAAAGAAAAAUUCGCUAAGAAAACUAUCGCAGGAGGCGUUGUCAUACAGGAUGCAAAAGUCGGAACCGGCCCUAUGGCGAAGAAGGGAAAUACCGUUCGCAUGCGCUACGUUGGCAAGUUGACAAAUGGAAAAGAGUUCGACAAGAACGUCAGUGGCAAGCCUUUCACGUUCCAUCUUGGAAAAGGCGAAGUCAUUAAAGGUUGGGAUGAGGGUAUCGUUGGAAUGCAGGUAGGAGGAGAGCGCAUUUUAACCAUCCCUCCCGCCAUGGGCUACGGUUCGAAGAAACAAGAUGUUAUCCCAGCAAACUCUACACUCAUCUUCGAGGUCAAGCUCCUCGAAAUCAAGUAA